Messenger RNA from Echinostoma caproni, 573 nucleotides. NCBI's taxonomy places the organism in Eukaryota, Metazoa, Platyhelminthes, Trematoda, Plagiorchiida, Echinostomatidae. The record is from the annotation of a GenBank genome assembly.
GUGGAACACCUGUCGCGAAUACGCAAACAAAAUCAUGGCCUAAAACGCGCGUUGCGUGCAAUUCGUCGUCCUGCCCCAAAUUUGUGUCGUCUGACCUUACCGAACUCACGUCAGACUGUUUCCAAUACAAAAGCUCCGAGCGCUGUCACCCCUGGCCCAGUGGCAACCAGUAUUGAUACACCACAGACAAAUCCCGUCAACAAGCGGUCAUCGCCUCGAUUGCGUGCACGAGCCCAUGUGUACGAACCGAAUAGAGGUCGAGGUCUGGGUUAUCGCGAGGUUCGAUCCCAACCGACUACACCAUCCAGACGUUCACUGGUUCGUCGUAGUCAGAAAUUCUCCGGCCGCCAGGCCGUUCCCGUGGCUUCGUAUAUCCCAGCCCCGUACGCAACACAAACGCCCCUGUUUCCGUACAAUGCUGAGUGGCCACAAACUUCACGUCCCUAUACCAGUCACAUGAUGGCCUCAACCGGAUUACACGCACAACCGCACCCGACCAUUUCAAGUGGCAAUCCGCUUCUCGAAACAGAGAAAGACUUGUUCGCUCCACAAAAUCUUGUUCCAUGGCUCUGA